CUCACGGGAAUUGACGCUUUUAUAUAUUUUUUUCCCUUUCAUGGCUACAACACAGAGUCUACAAGAACAAGUUAUUUGUAAGCAGCAGACUAAUCAGAAAUAGACCAUGUUCUGUUGCAGCGCGUCUUAUUUUGGUGGCUGAGAUAAUUCCCUUUCAAGACAAAAAAAAAAAAAAAAAAUCUGAGACUGUUCUCUGUUCUCAUGCCCCGUCUGUCCCGCAUUUGUAAUCCUGCGCCUUGCAGAACGAAUCCGCUGGACUGGUGCCUUCCUAUUGAGACGCAAGAAGCAUAGACACCAGCCUGCAACCAGAGCGCAACAACACCAGCUUCUAUUAUCAAAACAAACAAGACAGAAAAAAAUAUAUAUAAAAUAAACAAACAAACAAAAAAAACCCCAGAAACUCUUCACAUUCCCUGUUUAACACGGGGUUACACAUCGUGGAGGAUUUUUGCCGAGAAGUUGCAUGUGCAGGACUACUCGACCGGGACAGAAGGAAUGGGAUACCCAGGCAGAGCGGUGAGAGGAUGGAGAGGACGGACCCUCCUGGUUUGGGUCGCCGCUGUCAGCUUGGUUUUAGCUUCCGGACGCAGAGUGAGGCAGCCCAGAUGCCCCGUUGGAUGUACCUGCACCAAAGAUAAUGCUCUGUGUGAGAAUGUCCGAUCCGUGCCUCACACCUUCCCUUCCGACGUCGUCUCACUAUCUUUUGUCAAGUCUGGAUUUAAUGAAAUCACAGGAGGAAGCUUUGUUCACACGCCUGCCCUACAACUGCUAUUGUUCACAGCAAAUUCAUUUGAUCUUAUCGAUGAGGAUGCGUUCCUGGGUCUACCACACCUUGAAUAUCUAUUUAUCGAAAAUAACAAAAUUGCAUCGAUAUCUCCAUAUGCUUUCCGGGGCCUGAAAGCACUGAUACACUUGAGUUUGGCGUACAACAACCUUGAGACGCUGCCCAAAGACGUCUUCAAGGGCAUGGACGCUUUGACCAAAGUGGAUCUACGUGGCAACAACCUGAUAUGCGACUGUAAGCUCAAGUGGCUGGUGGAGUGGAUGCACCACACGAAUGCCACCCUGGACCAGAUCUACUGCAGUGGUCCACCCAUUCACCAGGGGAAGAAGCUCAACGACCUGCUGCCACACUCUUUUGACUGUAUCACAGCAGAGUUUGCCUCCUAUCAGUCGCUGAAGUUUGAGUCCAUUUCGGUGGAGGCCUUCACCUUCGGCCACGAUCGGUAUGUUGUGUUUGCCCAACCAUUUGCUGGGACAUGCAGCUUCUUGGAAUGGGAUCACGUCGAAAUGACCUUCAGGACUUAUGACACCAUUGAAAGUGCAUCAACUGUUGUCUGCAAGCCCAUGGUGAUUGAUAACCACCUCUUUGUCAUUGUGGCCCAGCUGUUUGGGGGCUCGCACAUUUACAAACGUGACAGCUCCGCUAACAAGUUCAUCAAGAUCCAGGACAUUGACAUCCUGAAGAUUCGCAAACCUAACGACAUCGAAACGUUCAUGAUCGAUGGAGAGUCUUUCUUUGUCAUCGCUGACAGCUCUAAGGCCGGCUCCACAACUGUGUACAAAUGGAAUGGCAACGGCUUCUACUCCCACCAGUCACUCCACCCGUGGUACCGGGACACAGAUGUAGAAUAUUUAGAGAUUUCCAACAAACCCCACCUGAUCUUGUCCAGCAGCUCCCAGAGGCCUGUUGUCUACCAAUGGAACAGGGGCCAGAAACAGUUUGACCGCAGGACUGACAUACCAGAGAUGGAGGACGUCUUCUCGGUCAAACACUUUCGAGUCAAAGGUGAGCUGUUUAUAUGCUUGACAAGAUUCAUCGGGGACUCCAAGGUGAUGCGCUGGGACGGUGCCAUGUUCAGAGAGGUCCAGACAUUUCCUUCCCGUGGCUCUAUGGUGUUCCAGCCCGUUUCCAUCGGCAACUGGCAGUAUGCCAUCUUAGGCAGUGAUUAUUCACUGACGCAGGUCUACCAAUGGGACACCAAGAGGGGCCAGUUUGUCCCAUCUCAGGAGCUGAAUAUCCAGGCACCUCGUGCAUUUUCUCUGCUUUCCAUUGACGACCGAGUGUUCCUACUUGCAUCCAGCUUCAAGGGGAAAACUCAGAUAUAUGAGCACCUCAUGAUAGAUCUGAGUAAUUAAACGUGUCGUCAUUUUGGGAGAAAUUAUGUACACCAUGUGCUCUCUUCUGUGAUUUUGUUGAACUUGUCAGUGCCACUAGAAUCCACCAGCAAAUCCCACCUAAGUUUAAACAAGAGGAUGUUUCAAGCAGGAGCUCAAAAUAUCUAAAAGACAUUUCACUUAUAAUUAAGGGCCUUUAGGUUAGGUGGAGAUGGUUGAAAUUGAGAAACACUGGUUAUAAGGAUGAGGUUUAUUUUGAGAUAAUGUGAGACUGACACUAUAUUUCAUUUUGUUAGACCCCCUUGUGUUUUCAUCUUGAUUCCUUACUAUUUGGGAAAGCCUUAUUCUCCAUUUGGGAAACAUAAACCCACUCAGAGUGCGAACUGACUAUCGUUCAGGAAAAACAAGCUUUGAAAUCACUGUGUUUUGUCUGCAACCUUGCAAGUGUACAGUACGUUUCUUCAGUUCCACUCCAUACAUUGUUUUUAAUUUUAUUGUAGAAAUUUGGUAGGACAGCUGUAGAACUUUGGUAGUGGUAAUGGCCAUACAAUAUUAGGUAAAUAUUUUGAGGGAAAUGAGCAAAAUGUGUUGAGAUUGAACACUACAGUUUUUUUUUUUAAAGAACAAAACAAAACAAAACAACCAAACAAACAAAAAAACUACAGUUGUCUUUAAUUUAAAGACUUCAGGAAAAUUGACUGAAAAUGUACAAUGUUAUUACAAGACAUUAUUCAGCAUGGAAUAUAAGCUGCUGUGAGGUAUGUGGACAUUGCUUUCGGAUUGUCUACGUAGGUUCAUCUCAUCUACUAUUUUUGAUAUGAAAUAGAAAACAUUCCACCAUUCAUGCAAAACUGACUCCUUCAAUUUUUCUGACCAAAACGAAACCUCAGAGCUUGAAAAUAACACUAUCUUCCAACCACAUGUGGGUAAAAAUUAAAGAAGUUGCUGAGGGUUCUUGUAAACUUUAGCAGUUAGGCAACCCGUGUUCCACAAAUACACUAACGACUGUGAGGAAACUGAAGGGAGAUUUAUAUUCUAUGGCCAUCGGUUAAGCAAGACUGUAUGCAUGAUACAGACACUCAUGUUGAUAACUGAUGAAUGACUCGCUAGAAGCGUCCCACUGUGUCACCCAGCUCUCCCUCUUUCACUGCACUCUUGCCCCUUUUCUCCCUCACUGACAAAGCCAUUGUUGUCUUUACUCGGCAAACUAAAAAGCCAACCGCUGUGCAGCACCUAGUACCUGUGCUUUCACACGGUCCUCUUAUUCUGACACAAAGGAAACAGAGUUCUGAUAACAGUUCACUACUUCACUGACAACAAUUUGCCAAAUAUAAUGUUUACGUUUUUACAGUACUGUGUAAUUUAUAUGAUAUUGCUUUUGUAUGUGGAGGGGACCACACUGUGUUUCAUUUUUCAUAGAUAUAGAAUUUAGCAUAGCGUAUAUACAUAUAUAUAUGUAAAAAAAAGGGUUGUGUAACAAGUCAUUUCUCCAAAACAGCAUAGAAUUACUUGUGUCAGUGUAGUUAAAAAUAGAGGAUAUUAGCUGCUUCUUUGUCAUGUUGAUGCUCAUUGUAUCUUAUGUACAGUAGUAAUAAAAUACUAAAAAGCUAACUCAGAGAUAUAGUUGUUUUAUUGUUGCUGCCGAUUAGGUUUUAUUUCUCACACACAGUAAAUCUGGAUUUG
Messenger RNA from Scatophagus argus, 3801 nucleotides. RefSeq names its product leucine-rich, glioma inactivated 1b (gene lgi1b). The coding region runs from base 496 to 2139 and encodes 547 amino acids. The record is from RefSeq and is a predicted model, not a curated record. Gene Ontology annotation, biological process: myelination. Gene Ontology annotation, molecular function: protein binding. NCBI's taxonomy places the organism in Eukaryota, Metazoa, Chordata, Actinopteri, Scatophagidae. The transcript has 10 exons.